Molecule: messenger RNA, 2391 nt
Organism: Pyricularia pennisetigena
Lineage: Eukaryota; Fungi; Ascomycota; Sordariomycetes; Magnaporthales; Pyriculariaceae
Exons: 3
Coding region: 1-2391 (796 amino acids)
Cellular component (GO): membrane; cytoplasm; microtubule
Molecular function (GO): GTPase activity; GTP binding; microtubule binding
Source: RefSeq, a predicted model, not a curated record
AUGACACUUCAACCCAACGCCGACCUCCUGUCCAAAGAGCAUCGGGCGCUCUUUGACAUUAUUGAUAAACUUCGCUCCCACGGAAUCGGACAAGUCGUCGACCUCCCUGAGAUCAUUGUCUGUGGAGACCAAUCAGCCGGCAAAAGCUCGGUGCUCGAGGCUAUUUCGGGCCACCCAUUUCCAACCAGAGAUGGCCUUUGCACACGAUUCGUGACUGAGCUGGUUCUUCGCUGGGAUCACGUCGACAAGUUCAAAGUGUUCAUCAAGCCAGGUCCUGAGCGCACCGUCGAAGAUGCCGUCAGACUGCGAGAAUUUUGCGACAAGCUUCCACCCAACGUCCCUCUGGAUCAAGUCAUUGAGGCUGCCAAGGAUGCGAUGGGGCUUGGUACGUCCAAGCGAUUCAGCACCGAUGUACUCCGCGUCGAGAUCAGCGGUCCAAACCAAGCGCACUUGACUAUGGUGGACUUGCCUGGCCUUUUUCGGGCUGGCAGCUCCCAGCAGUCGGUCGAGGAUGUCAAGAUAGUUGGGAACAUGGUCCGCAAAGCAAUGUCACGACCACGCAGCAUCAUCCUCGCCGUCGUUUCAGCAAGCAACGAGUUCAACAAUCAGGAGGUGACCGAACUGGCGCGAAAGAUGGACCCCCAGAGAGUUCGUACCCUCGGUCUCAUCACAAAGCCUGACAAGCUCGAGGAGGGCUCCGAAUCGGAAAGAAACUACCUCAACCUUGUACGAAACCAGGACGUCGUCCUUGAGCUUGGCUGGCACGUCCUCCGGAACCAGGGUCACCGUGUCAUGAACUCGGAGAAUGGCGUCACUUCUCGCGACGAAGUGGAAAGGGAUUUCUUUUCCCAAGGCGCCUGGCGCAGUAUCGAUGCAUCAAGCCUUGGUGUAGCCGCCCUCCGUAAACGUCUUAGCGCCGUCUUGUGGAAGCAAAUCUUGCACCACCUCCCGAGUCUCCGCGAGGAAAUGGAAGAUCGCAUCCGCGAAUGCGAGGAGACCCUUUUGAAGCUAGGCGACUCACGCGAAACAGUACCCAAGCAGCGCAGGUACCUGCUCGGUGUAAGUCAGAGGUUCUGCCAGCUCAUGACUGCCGCCGUCGAGGGGAAUUACAGCGAUGCAUUCUUUGCAGAUGCCGACUCGGACGAGGGCUACGCAAAGCGCAUCAGGGCCGUGGUGCAGAGCUCGCUGCGAGAUUUUAAGGAUAUCAUGAUUCGUGACGGAAAGACAGAAGUCAUUUCGGACUAUGAAAUCCCAACUGAAGGACACCGACGGCCUGCAAACUCGAAUUUGGUCGCGCGGUCCGAAUAUAUCAAGCGUGUCGUCAGAUUAAUGGACCGGAGCAAGGGCCGCGAGCUUCCUGGGACCUUCAACCCCAUUAUUGUGCAAGACCUUUUCAAGGAGCAGUGUCGGCCCUGGAAGGCGAUUGUGGCAGAUACAACGGACUUGGUGGUUGCUGCCGUGACGACGACGGCCAUGGCCAUCCUUUACCACGUUGCUCUACCAAAGACUGUGAGCGGCAUCUCGGCCAUCAUCCACGAGGGCAUAGGCUCGCUCAAGUUAGAAGUUGAGGCCAAGAUUGAAGAGCUUCUGGCACCGCACUACAAAGGCCAUCCCAUUACUUACAACCAUUACCUGACGGACAUGGUUCAAAAGGCCCAGGCCCAACGUCGGCGCAAGAAUUUGGAGAAGUUUGUCGAAUCCAACCUGACAUUAAAACAGCUAAAAACGAAUUCCUCUCAGGCCUUUACGUUUGGCGGGCUUGUGGAAUUGCUGUCGAAAAUGGAAACCAUUGAACCUGACAUGGAGCAGCAAGCUAGUGGGCUCGCGGUCGCCCUCAAGAGGAUCAUCGAUGAAGUUAGCGACCUGGCUGUCGAGCGCCAGCUCAUCUGUUUUCUGCCCUCACUCUUCACGCCGGAAACGGUUUACGAUCUGAGCGACGAAGAGGUAUCUGCACUGGCUGCCGAGGAUGAGCAGGCAGCCGCAGAGCGAGUCCGAUGCAGUGAACUACUUUCUGCACUCCAUGCAAGUAUGGUGGAGCUGAAGCGACUCGACGGUCACCGGACCGCUGCUUACAAAGGUCUAGAUUCCACACCCGCAUCGUCCUCUUCAGACCCACCGUCUCCUUACGUGUACUCACAGUCACCCACCCCAGAGCCAAGGGAAGAAGAUAGGAGCCCUCCCCCCGUGCCAGUCCUUGCGAGUCCACAAGAGAGGGACGCAGAGGACGAGGUUCCCCUCGAUCCUCCGGCUGAUCCAGAGCCUCCAGAACCUGAGGAUGAUUGUUGGAGGUUGCCAACCAAGAAGGAUAAGAAGAAGAGGAAGAAGUCCUCUAUCAUAGCGUGGCCCGAACCCGAACGCUCUAUAGAGGCAGCUCCGUUUGAGUUCGAAUAA